Messenger RNA from Bipolaris zeicola 26-R-13, 252 nucleotides. RefSeq lists its product as uncharacterized. The transcript has a single exon. Bases 1 to 252 code for a protein of 83 amino acids. The record is from RefSeq and is a predicted model, not a curated record. Lineage: Eukaryota; Fungi; Ascomycota; Dothideomycetes; Pleosporales; Pleosporaceae.
AUGUUCCUGAGCUCGCUCUACAUCCUGGAUGGUUGCCAAGAUUUGACUUCUCAUCACACCGAACGCAUGGUGGAUCUCUCUGAAAACGGCGACAAGUUCCGUUCGUUACAGAUCGGGCAGCUCAGUCUUGCUCUGAGCAUGGUUCAUCCCGGCCAAACGCUUUAUAUGCUAUAUGCGCUACUUCGAAACGUGCAUUCGGUGCGAAUCUUAAGGCGUGCAGUGCAUGCGACUCAAAGUGCUAAGUCUUGCUAG